This is a messenger RNA of Eruca vesicaria subsp. sativa (arugula), 977 nucleotides long. Lineage: Eukaryota; Viridiplantae; Streptophyta; Magnoliopsida; Brassicales; Brassicaceae. The record is from the annotation of a GenBank genome assembly.
AAACCAAACACAAAAACAAAACAGAGUUAACUUCUAAAAUGACGACGAGCAAAUGCUACUAUCCACGACCAAGCCACCGAUUCUUCUCCACUGAGCAACACAUCACUCCUUCUUCAGAUUUCGAGCUCGACGAGUGGGAUCUCUACAACACUGGUUCAGAUUCUGCUUCCACUUUCAGCUUUAGUGACCUCACCAUCACGUCCCGACCUAACCGCAAACCUCGCUACGGUUCGGUUACAGAGAAAUUCUCCAGUACACAUGCGUCUUCUCUCCCUGUCAACGUACCUGACUGGUGUAAGAUUCUUGGGGACGAGACUCUACGGAAGCAGGUUUCGAACGAGGAAGCCGACGGAGACGAUGUUGCUGCAUGCGGUGGAGAAGCACGGCGUGUACCGCCGCAUGAGUUGCUGGCGAGUCGGAGGAAUGCGUCGUUUUCGGUUCAUGAAGGUGCUGGGAGGACGUUGAAAGGGAGAGAUCUUAGUAGGGUGCGAAAUACUAUUUUCAAAAUUAGAGGGAUCGAAGACUAAAAUGUUUUAUAAAACUGGGGUUACAAGGACUUUAAUCGAAAUUGUGAGGUUUUGUUUUUGGAAAAUAGAUUGUUGUUUUUACUUCGUUUGUUUUUUUAAUUGUUGCGGCUAAGGAUUUCGGACACGUCGUGAUUAAUUAAUUAUAAAGAGACUGUUAAUUUAAGAUUGUAUUGAAAUUUUAAGACACCAACUAUGAAAUUGACUUGUUUUUAUGUCAUUUCUUACACAUUUCAUUUUUGUAUUACGUAGAUAAGAUUCUUCUCUCCUUUUGGGUUAAUGUUUUGUCAACGAUGGCUAAACAAUGGAUUAAGCUAAUUAUUAGUAAAUCAUGUGCCAUCGAUUUUGGAUUUAUUUGUAGAUGGAAACAUGGUGCGUUGUCCUUAAUCAUACAAUGUUGGUCGGCAUAUUUUUCUCUCUCUUUUCUUAUCGAGUAAAUCCAAUUAUGAUUUU